This is a messenger RNA of Fusarium redolens, 1413 nucleotides long. RefSeq lists its product as uncharacterized. The record is from RefSeq and is a predicted model, not a curated record. The transcript has 3 exons. The coding region runs from base 1 to 1413 and encodes 470 amino acids. NCBI's taxonomy places the organism in Eukaryota, Fungi, Ascomycota, Sordariomycetes, Hypocreales, Nectriaceae.
AUGUCAGACCAUCAUAUCGAACUUCCACCUUCUUUUUCAUCCAAACAGAUGACUUCUUGGCGACCUCAACAAGAGGGGAAGCUGGCUCUCCUCCCUGUUGAAGUUCUGCUCAACAUCACAGGUGAACCUGGGAAGGAUGAGCAGACCCUAUCGCAUAAGGACUUCAAGAACUUGGAAUUAAGCUGUGGAGUGUUCUUUCGCGAGCUUCGCCAAGCAUAUUAUUGUACCGACAACUUCGCCGUCUUUCACUCUGCCCUCAGGUGUGUAGAUAUGGAAGCAAUAGAGCGAUGCUACCAAUUGGCAAGGCCCCCCAUUCAUCUAGAAUGGAAGGUCUCCUGCCAAUGCCCCGCUGAUAAGCCUCACAAACACCACAGGCCCAUUGACGAUGUACUCGAAUGUCUUGCUAUUGGCUCCGUGCCUACUGAUAGAUGUAUCGAAGCGAUCAGCUGGUUAUUGAGCAAGGGCUACGAGGCAAACGAACAGAAGGAUCAAAUUUGGUAUCGGAAUAAUCGUCACUGUGAUCAUAUGCCUGAGCUUCUAAUUGAUCUCUUGGGCAAAACUUCUGACAAGGUUCGUGUAGAGGGGAUCUGUGAGAUAAUCUCGAUGCUACGCAACCAUGGAUACUCUCUGCCCUUCCACAUGAACCUUCACAAGUACUACAUCUCAUGGUAUGACCAAAAGAGCAAGCCAGGCCUGAUACUGAGAAGCUGGGUGGGUAUGUGGCACUACGUUCUGCCACACUGGCGUCAGAGCACAAACUUUGGCAAUGUGCUCUGGGGACUGUUCCUCGACAUCGCGGACCCAUUGACUAGCUGGAAGGAAUCAUACCAGGGCGAGGCUGUGGACAUAUUUGAGAAAAAGAUGCAGCUCCUGAUUGACUACCAGUUAGUCGAAUUGAAGGAGGUGAAAGUCUUGCGACGACUUGUCAGAGUCUUGCGAGAGAAUCCCCCGAAUUUCGACCUCAUCGACGAAGAUCACGACGGGAAGGAAUACUGGGAAAAGUUAUGCGCCACCCUUGGCCUCUUACGAAAAAUGGCCCCUACACGAGGAAGACUCCACCGUUUCAUCAUUGAGGCUGAAUGGAAUCCGUGGACAGUGUGGCACGACUACAAGAUGCAAGAUCCCAAGCACAGGGCUAAUCUAUCACAUCCUUGGAUGAAGUGUUACGGGUGGAGCUUGAUUCGGAGGAGAAAUGGAAUGUGGUAUGACCCUGGGUGGUAUAUGAGGGCUGAACACGAUCGUGGCAAUGGGGUCAAACGCUACAAACACUCACUGCCAAAAUGGAACCUGGUGAACUACGAUGAGUUUGUGGCCGCUGUUGAGGGACCGUCGUUGAAGGACAAGACGUCACAGGCUUUACCGUCCACGAGUCAGGACUCUACGGUGCCAAACCCUCUGUUGUCUCAUCAGUAG